Molecule: messenger RNA, 3039 nt
Organism: Otolemur garnettii (small-eared galago)
Lineage: Eukaryota; Metazoa; Chordata; Mammalia; Primates; Galagidae
Product: E3 ubiquitin-protein ligase SH3RF1
Exons: 11
Coding region: 1-2274 (757 amino acids)
Molecular function (GO): protein binding
Source: RefSeq, a predicted model, not a curated record
AUGGGGGCUGUCUGGAAAGUAUCCCAACACGGAUGUCUCUGUUUUUCACAGGGCAUACCUCAGCUACCAUGUGCCAAAGCAUUAUACAACUAUGAAGGGAAAGAGCCUGGAGACCUUAAAUUCAGCAAAGGAGACAUCGUCAUCUUGCGCCGGCAGGUGGAUGAAAACUGGUACCAUGGAGAAGUCAAUGGGAUCCAUGGCUUUUUCCCUACCAACUUCGUGCAGAUUAUCAAACCGUUACCUCAGCCCCCACCUCAGUGCAAAGCCCUCUAUGACUUCGAAGUGAAAGACAGGGAAGCGGACAAAGACUGCCUUCCUUUCUCAAAGGAUGACAUCCUGACUGUGAUCCGCAGGGUGGAUGAAAACUGGGCUGAAGGGAUGCUGGCAGACAAGAUAGGCAUAUUUCCAAUUUCAUACGUCGAGUUUAAUUCUGCAGCGAAGCAGCUGAUAGACUGGGACAAGCCCCCUGCACUGGGACUUGAUGCUGGGGAAGGUGCCGCCCCAAGGCGCCCUGACACCAAGAAGAGUGCCAAGAAGCGGCACUCCUUCACAGCCCUCACCACAGCCACCAAGGCCGCCCAGGCACCCCAGAAUCGCCAUUCUAUGGAAAUCAGCCCGCCUGUGCUCAUUAGCUCCAGCAACCCCACGGCUGCUGCCCGCAUCAGUGAGCUCUCCGGGCUCUCCUGCAGCGCCCCUUCUCAGGUUCAUAUAAGUACCACUGGGUUAAUUGUGACCCCACCCCCAAGCAGCCCAGUGACAACUGGCCCCUCAUUUGCUUUCCCCUCAGACCUUCCCUACCAUGCCACUCUAGGGAGUAUGAAUCCUCCUCUCCCUCCACCACCUCUCCUGACUGCCACUGUCCUCGCCUCCAUGCUGCCAGGUGCUGCUGCUGGAAUGGGACCGAGGCCCGGGGCGGGGGCCGCUGAGCAGCCUGCACACUCACGGCCUCAGCCUCGCCCCAGCGUGUACAUGGCUGUGUAUCCUUAUACUCCCCGCAAGGAAGAUGAGCUGGAGCUAAGGAAAGGGGAGAUGUUUCUAGUGUUUGAGCGCUGCCAGGAUGGCUGGUUCAAAGGCACAUCGAUGCACACCAGUAGAACAGGGGUCUUCCCUGGCAAUUAUAUGGCCCCAGUUACCAGGACGGUGACAAAUGUUUCCCAAGCUAAAGUCCCUGUGUCUACUGCUGGCCAGAUAAGUCGGGGGGUGACUAUGGUCAGUCCGUCCACUGCGGGAGGGCCUGCCCAGAAGCUCCAGGGAAAUGGCAUGGCUGGGAGCCCUGGUGUUGUCCCCACUGCCGUGGUAUCAGCAGCUCACAUGCAGACGAGUCCCCAGGCUAAGGUCCUGUUGCACAUGACGGGGCAAAUGACAGUCAGCCAGGCCCGCAAUGCUGUGAGGACAGACUCAGCUCACAGCCAAGAACGCCCUACAGCAGCAGUGACACCCAUCCAGGUCCAGAGCACCACCUGCCUCGGCCCCACAGCAGGGGGGCUACCUCCCCACAUGCUGGCCUCCCCUCACCCCUUGCCCACCACGGCCGGCCCCGCCCCCCAUGCUGCUACUGGUGGUCCCAGUCGAGCCAGUGCCCCCCUGGCCUGCACGGCACCUGCGUCGCUGACCUCCCAGAGUGUUCCUGCCGCCUCUCUGGAGAACGAACCUAGUGGCCGGACGGUGACCGUUCUUCCUGGACAUCCCACGUCACCUGACAGCACUUCUUCAGCAUGUGGGAGCAGCUCAGCAUCCAGGCCAGACAAGGACAGUAAAAAAGAAAAGAAGGGUUUGCUGAAGUUGUUGUCUGGUGCCUCCACUAAACGGAAACCCCGAGUGUCCCCUCCAGCAUCACCCACCCUGGACGUGGAGCUGGGUGGUAGUGAGCUACCUCUGCAGGGUGCAGUGGGUCCUGAGCUACCCCUUGGUGGUGGCCAUGGCAGGGCCGGCUCCUGCCCAGUGGAUGGGGAAGGCCCAGCUGCAGUGAUGACAUCAGGUGUGGCCACAACCCAAGAUGCUUCCCAUCGGAAGGCCAGCUCCCUAGACUCGGCUGUCCCUAUCGCUCCCCCUCCUCGGCAGGCAUGCUCCGCCAUGUGUGAGUCCAGGCCCGUUGUUUGUGAGAGGCACAGGGUGGUGGUUUCCUACCCUCCUCAGAGCGAGGCGGAGCUCGAGCUUAAAGAGGGAGACAUUGUGUUUGUUCAUAAGAAACGAGAGGACGGCUGGUUCAAAGGCACAUUACAGCGCAAUGGGAAAACGGGCCUUUUCCCAGGAAGCUUUGUGGAAAACAUCUGAGGGGAGAAACCAACCCUGAGAAGGCUUAAAAGUCACAUCACACAACAAAAUAGCACAAAGCAGCGUAUGGGAAGAGCACAUGUGAGGACCUCAGGUGGUCAGGAGAUGAGCAGAGGGCUGAUGUGCUACAGUGGGCAAGGGUUUGAGAGCUUGUCACUCUGGACCUUGACGUGUCAGGAGUGCCUUGUCCCAUCUGACUCUGCAGAGAAACUGUUCUUUUUAAAGAUACAUAACUAAAAUGGACCAUUGUUUACAAGGCUUAACUAAUUUAUUUGCUUUUUUAAACUUGAACUUUUCUUAUGAUAGAUGAAUUCUCUGGACUAUGAUUUUAAGAAAUUAUUAAUUUAUGAAAUGAUAGCUAAGGAGAAGCUGGAUAGUCUCCUGCUGAGAGGAAGAGAUUUGAUUUGAUGUAGAAUGCACCUUCCCUCCCUCCCUCCUUCGCUACCCCUCACUGUUAUAUUUUGGGCUUAUGUUUUGCUUCUUUCAGACAGAAAUGCCAGUUAUCUAAUUUAGUUUCCUUCUUUGGGAAAUGGAACAUUCAGCUGCAUCAGUAUCUGUGAGGGCUUGGGGCAGGGAGGAAGAAGAGAAUCGGUGAUCCUGUCUUUCUACUUUGGUUGAGAAUCACUCUUGAGAUCUAAACUUUGAUUUAAUUUUGUAGGUUCUUAGUUUGCCUAGAAUGAAAUCAGUGAAGUGAUAGGGAAUAAAGCACAACCCUCUGGCCAGAUCAUGGCUCGUGCCUGUAAUCCCAGCACUCUGGGAGGCUGA